AUGUAUCAACCCGUCGACCCAGGUCUUCAGCCUCGGCACGCUCCUUUGAUAGGCUCGAAAGGAGAGGCGCGUGCGCCUUCGGUAUUAGCCACUCGGCGACCGAAGGAAAAAGAGGAGCAUCACCGGCACCAUCGGCGGGAGCGAAGAAAGACUCCAGAGCCGCAUGUUGAAGUUCCUCUCCCUGUUGUCCCACAGACCCCAGUUCAAGAUAAUUCGAAGCUCGGGAAGGCAAAAGCUUCCCCCUUCGUGGAUCCUAUCCAACAGGAGCGGCCACCGGACAGAUUCGUCAUGCCGAAGCUAAAACGCUAUGAGGCGAAGGAGGACGCAGUCGCGUUCGUUUGUCGCUUCAGACAAACCAUGAGCCUCCAUAACUUUUCUGACGCCCUUAUGUGCAAGAUCUUCCCACUCACUCUCAGCGAGCCAAUUAUGUUGUGGUACAAUCAGUUGAAGCCCAAAUCAAUUUCCUGCUUCAACGAGCUAGAAUUGGAGUUUAGUAAACGCUUUGUCACCAGCAACAUUCAACCGAAGACAUUAUCAAUGCUGGUGAACAUGCGGAGAGCGGCAAGAGAAACUCUACGACUUUAUACCGAGCGUUAUUGGGAGGUCUAUAAUCUUAUACCCGACUGUGAUCAAGGAGUCGCGGCUGAGUCUUUUAUGAACGGGUUGGAUCCAACCUCGGCGAUGUUCCGUGAUCUCUCACGUAAUCCGCCUAAAACAAUGGGAGAGCUCAUGACCAUAAUCAAGAAGGAUUGCGUUCAUGAAGAAGCCAUGGCCGAACGACACACACCAAAGGCUCCAGAACCCGCCAAAAUAACUGUGCCGAAGAAACAGGUGGCGAACGUUCAUCAGGGCCAAGGAGGCCAAGGUAAUUCAGGCCAAACGACCAACAAGCCGAUCAACAAGGGUCGACCUCCGCAGCACCCUCAGCAGUCGUGGCCACAAACGAAAAGAGAGCCACGGCCAGACGAGUACGUGGCCGAGCAUACGGCAUUCACCGAACCUAUCUACAGACUCCUCAACAUUAUCAGCAAGUUGCCAUUCUUUGUUUGGCCGACGGUACUCUUGGGCACCGUCGGUAGCGGACCAGGGAUGUGCACGUAUCACAAGGAGCGCGGCCAGUACACCACGCAAUGCCCACCCUUCAAACGGUAUCUAGAGGAACUAGCAGCAGCUGGGCAUCUAAAUCAGUGGAUUGACGUUUGGCGAAAUCCACUUCCACCACCUCCUCCUAUUAUCGGCAAUCUCGUAAGCGUUAUACAGGGAUUGGUCUCUGAAGGAAGGGCGGCCGAGCUUCAUUCAGAAAUUGACAGAGCCGUCACUUCUUUAUCCGUUUGCAACGUGGGCGCUUCGGGAAAGCGAAAAUGGGAGGAUCCGAGCUUCAGCAGCAAUAUUACUUUUUCAUCCGACGACUUGAAAGGUGUGCAACUCCCUCAUACGGACACCCUCGUUGUCACUGUUGCUAUUGAAAAGUCAACCGUCCAACGGGUAUUGAUAGAUCAAGGAAGCUCGGCGGACGUACUGUUUUACUCGACCUAUCAGAGCCUCGGAUUGUCUCCCGCUCAACUUCGAACAACGUCUACUCCACUAGUCAGUUUUACUGGAGCACCGGUUUGGCCUCUCGGCUUGAUUACUCUCCCUGUGCGGGCUGGAUCACGGGUUCUUGAGAUCGAGUUUGUGGUGGUCGCUUGGCCCAGCCCAUACAACGUAAUCCUUAGCCGAACCUGGCUACACGAGAUGAAGACAGUCGCUUCAACCUAUCACCAGGUGGUAAAAUUUGUCGGAUGGAAUGGGCGUCAGGAGAGCCUCCGAGGAGACCAGAUCCAAUCAAAGAAAUGCUACAUCAGCACUGUAACAAACAAAUAG
This is a messenger RNA of Rhododendron vialii, 1863 nucleotides long. RefSeq lists its product as uncharacterized. NCBI's taxonomy places the organism in Eukaryota, Viridiplantae, Streptophyta, Magnoliopsida, Ericales, Ericaceae. The transcript has a single exon. Bases 1 to 1863 code for a protein of 620 amino acids. The record is from RefSeq and is a predicted model, not a curated record.